This is a messenger RNA of Aspergillus homomorphus CBS 101889, 3471 nucleotides long. RefSeq names its product armadillo repeat protein. Bases 419 to 3403 code for a protein of 994 amino acids. NCBI's taxonomy places the organism in Eukaryota, Fungi, Ascomycota, Eurotiomycetes, Eurotiales, Aspergillaceae. Gene Ontology annotation, cellular component: GID complex. Gene Ontology annotation, molecular function: protein binding. Gene Ontology annotation, biological process: proteasome-mediated ubiquitin-dependent protein catabolic process. The record is from RefSeq and is a predicted model, not a curated record. The transcript has 3 exons.
CUCAAUCUUUCGGAGCUGGUCGUUUUGAGGCCAGUUUCCUGUUGCAUGUGUGCUCCUAUUCUCAUCUGUCUGUAGUACACUUGUCUAUCUUAUCCUGCUUUUCUUGGUUGGGGGUGCUUCGUUUGGCACUUGUAGACCCCUCCUCAAUCGCCGAGGGUCUCGCCGCCGUGACAUUAACCAGUUAUUAUUCCAUCCCUCACAACUCAGUCCAUCGCAUUCAACCAUCGCUUCAGGCUGGCUGGUCAUCCAAACUACCUCCUUGUUGCCUGAAGAGACAGCUUCAAAUCAACCGAUCAGUGCCUGGCUGCUCCUAUACCUCUGAAUCUGUAUUGUCGUGUCUCGGCGCAACCAGCGCUCGUCCUGUUCUUCGACGUAAUCGAUCCCACGGCCCUCCCGCGGGAGGCGGCGAUUUCGGACCAUGACCCGCGCUUCAGCGCCUCCGCUGCUGCUCCAACUUCAAACAGCGGACUCUUCCUCGGCGCAGGCAGCGGCUUUGCGAAGCUUGAAGAAUGAGACAAUAGGCCAUGACCAGCGGAAAGAGGCUUGGGUGCGGUGGGGGAUCAUCCCCGUACUAGCCAAUAUCCUCGCAGCCCGUCACGGCAAGGACAUUGUUACACCAGAACCCAACGGGGCCGCAAAGCUUCGUUGUCCACAGUCAGAGGAUGAUGAGGCGUGCCUACAAGCAAUCGUGAUCAUGAGUAGCCUAGCUCAAGGCGGUGCCUCCUUUCUCUCUCCCAUCCUGUCCAGUGGCAUACUCUCGACGCUCCUGAACAUCUUGUCCAAACCUGACUGUCCCUCAUUCUUCAUCCUUCCGAUCCUUCGAACGUUGAAUAAUGUGGCCGACCGAUUACCGUUACAGAGUCAGCAACGAUCGUUUAAAGAUACCCGGCUAGCCGACCUCAUCUUCUCUGGCGAGUAUAUUGGCUGCUUGGCUCGCAUCCUGGGCCGCGACUACGGCAACUAUCACGAUCAGGCAGCCAUCGAGCUUGCUGCAUCCCUCAUCGGGAAAUUGUGUACGGAGGAGUCUCACAAGGCGGUCUUGGCGGAGUGCGGAGUAUUGGAUGCCUUGGCGGUGAAAGUCGCCUCGUUCGUGGCCGCGCAGGGCUUCGUCUACCCUGGUGCCGAAGAGCACGUUCAAGAGCCUGGAGCUCUGGGCACUAUGCCACCCCCGGCACCCCCGGGGGCCAAACUGGCACCCAUCCUCCGCGCGGUUACCGUUAUUGUGGAGCACUCCAAAAACCGCGCGGAGCAUUUCCUUUCUUCGCCAGGCAUCGUCACCGUAUUCCCAAAGCAGCUGGCUGAGUUCGCUCCGUGGGAUAUAAAGCGAGGGCCAUGGGGUGCUACCUAUCUGUCCGGAUCAGCAGUGCCUCGGCAUGCAGGGGCUAGUCCAUUGGAGUACUUGUUGCCGUCGGUACCUCUGGCGCAAAGCAAGGCAUCCCCUAGCACUUCCAAUUUCCCUCCUCUGGGCCACCAUGGUAAUACGCAUCGUCGACACAGCCACUCAUUUUCGACACCUCUAUCAAACUUCGAGACACCUUCUCCUGAGGAGGAAGAAAAUGCGGUCGUUCCAUGGCUUUUGUAUAUCGUCCGAAGCGAAAGCGGGAUGGUGCGCCUGAUGGCGGCCCGUCUCGUUACAGUUCUGUUUCGUCUUGGGCUGACAAAGAAGCAUCGCGUGUCCAUGCUUUGUUAUUUGAUGAUUCCUGUUUUGAUUCGCAUGCUGGACAAGGAUUAUGAAGUGACCGCUGAUGAUGGAGUGCAGUACGGAGGGUUAAUCCCUUCUACCGAACGUCUCCGAGAAGAAGCCCCAUUUGUGUUAGCGAUGCUGGUGAUUGAUGAUCACGAAUUACAGAAGCAUGCUUAUGAGGGAGGCGCUAUCAAACGGUUGUCGCAGUUGUUGAAAGAGACCUACAACCCAGUUCAAGAUAGUGUUAACCCCAUGUGGCACGCGGACGGCGAAGAGGGCCUCUCGGGCCCUGAUACUACCACCCCUGAAUGUCAACUAGGUCCUUCAGGCUUUUCCCCACUUCACUGUCACGUCAUGCGAUAUCGGGAGAACAUUCUGAAGGCCUUGGCGGCUUUGGUUCCCUUCAAGGACGAGUAUCGCAAAGCCGUCUGUGAGAAUGGAGUAGUACCAUACAUCAUCGACUCACUCAAGCCGUGCUCGGAAGAUUUGUCGGGAGACACAUCGACUCCGAAGAAUACCGUGGCCGAUGGGAAUCCCACGCCUACCCUGCUGGCAGCCUGCGGGGCCGCACGCAUGCUCACCCGCUCGGUGAGUGUUCUACGCACGAGUCUAAUUGAUGCGGGUGUUGCGACCCCUUUGUUUGUCUUGAUCAAACACCCCGACAUCGAAGUCCAGAUUGCAGCGACGCAAGUCAUCUGUAACCUGGCUUUGGAUUUCAGUCCGAUGAAAGAGGCGAUCAUUUCGGCCGACGUUCUUCCCAUCCUGUGCGAGCAUGCUCAUUCCCAGAGCACCAAGUUGCGGAUAGAAUCGCUCUGGGCCUUGAAGCAUGUGGCAUAUAACUCCACCAAUGAUGUAAAAAUCAAGAUUAUCGAAGGGUUAGGCGCGGAGUGGAUCAAGCAGAUUAUUACCCAGGAUCCUACAAUCGCCUUGACCAAGCGCGGUCUGGACGAUGAGAUGGACAGUAAUACCAGCGCGGGUAUGAGCCGAGCCAACUCAGCCGGCGAGCAGGUAGACCUGCUGAAUCCGGUAGUGAGCGGCGAGGACGAGGAUAUGAAGAUGGCUGAUACGCUCCCGUCGCACAAAAUCAGCCUAGACAUGUUUCUCCCCGAUGCCACUCGGCGGCGCAGGUUGACUUUGCAGGGUGACCUCGACCAGACGACGCGUGCCCGCCAGGACGAUAUUGCGGUGCAGGAACAGACGUUCGACCUGCUGCGCAACAUCAUCUGCGGGCCCGGGGCAUCGGAAAUGAUCGAUCAUCUGUUCAAGGAGAUAGGACAAGACCUGUUCUUGGAUGCGCUGGCAGAUAAACUGCGGCCGCGUUCCAUCUCCCUCCCGCCUCGACGUGAUGUGCCAACCUCGCGCACGUUGUCCGUCCCAACCGAGAUCUUGGUGUCGGUGACGUACGUGAUCAUUCACUUGGCGGCUGGCCUGCCGCGGCACCGGCAGCUGCUGCAGCUGCACCCGGAUUUGCUGAAGUGUCUCAUGACGUACUUCAACCACAGCCAGCGCGAUGUCCGGAUCAACUGCGUGUGGGUGGUGAUCAAUCUGGUGUACCAGGACGACUCGAGUGAUCGAGAGGGAUGUCGGGAUCGCGCGAUUCGGAUGCGGACGAUGGGGGUGAUGGAACGGCUGGCCAGUCUAGAGGAUGAUCCAGACCUGGAUGUGCGCGAGCGGACCAAAACGGCGCAGGAUAUGGUGAAUUCAUUGACCCAUGCAUAGCGAUGCUUCUGUCUGGAAAGGGGGACCUUGCGGUUGCGAUGGGCGGCGUUGGAUGGCACUGAAUGUAC